UUAAAUGAUACUUUCUCGGAAGAAGGAGAUGGAACUUCCUGCGACAAAGUUACGAAUAGGACUAGUGAUAUUUCCUCUUAUUCUACUUACGAUAGCUCCAAUCCUUUAUCUCUUUUUUGGUUAUCCUCUCUAUUAUUCAACAUCAACAUACAAACAUUUAUCGAAUUCAUCAUCGUCGUCGGCAAUAUCUUCUCCAUCUAGGUAUAACCAUUCAUCAUCAUCAUCAGAUAGUUAUAAGACAGAAGAUUCAGAACCAUCGUCGUAUGAUAAUGAUUACGACGACACAUAUCAUGAUCCCAAGUCAUCAUCUUUGCAUAACAAUGAUCGUCUAUCCAUCUCAUCAUCGAAUGGUCAUCAUCAAGUAACUCCUAAGAAAGAGCACCGCCGGAAAAAGAGAAAACGUAAAUGCGAUAUAUUCUCCGGCGAGUGGAUCCCAAACCCUAAAGCCCCGUACUACACAAACACGACAUGCAGGGCGAUACACGAACACCAAAACUGCAUCAAGUAUGGAAGACCUGAUUUAGGUUUCAUGAAAUGGAGAUGGAAACCUAAAGAAUGUGAUCUCCCUCUGUUUGAUCCUUACGAGUUUCUGGAAAUAGUUAGAGGAACAAGAAUGGCGUUCGUUGGUGACUCCGUUAGCAGAAACCACGUUCAGUCUUUGAUCUGCCUACUCUCUCGGGUGGAACAUCCUGAGGGUGACUCACAACAGGAGUUUAAUUUCCAACGAUGGAAAUACAAAACGUACAACUUCACGAUCGCCACAUUUUGGACAACACAUUUGGUUCGCGCUGAAGAAACGGAAACCGGUCCGACAGGUCCUAAUUCAUUCUACAAUCUCUACCUCGACGAACCUGACCCUACUUGGGCUUCCCAAAUCGGUGAGUUCGAUUACAUAAUCAUCUCAUCUGGACAAUGGUUUUUCCGACCACUCUUCCUUUUCGACAAACAAAAAAGGAUAGGAUGUUUGUAUUGCUACAUUCCCGGAGUCAGAAAUGUCGGGGCACAUUUCGCGUAUAGAAGAGCAUUGAGAACAACAUUCAAGACAAUUCUUGGAUUAGAGAAUUUUAAAGGAGAAGUGUUUCUGAGGACAUUUGCUCCUUCACAUUUCGAAGGUGGAGAAUGGGACAAAGGUGGAAAUUGCUUGAAAACGCGACCAUAUAGGAGCAAUGAGACAGAGUUAGAUGGUAUGAAUCUAGAGACACACAGCAUUCAACUCGAUGAAUUUCGCAUUGCAAACAGAGACAAAAACAGAAAUGACGGAUUAAAUUUGAGAUUACUAGAUGUCACACAGAUGAUGUUGUUAAGACCAGAUGGACAUCCGAGCAGAUUCGGACAUAAACGAGAAGAUAAAGUUAUCUUGUAUAAUGAUUGUGUACAUUGGUGUUUGCCAGGUCCAAUUGAUUCAUGGAACGAUUUUUUACUAGACAUGUUGAAAAAUAGAGAUUUAAAGAGAUUAAAAUACUAGUACGUAGAAUCUAAAUUUUCUCAGUUAAACCCUUUUUGUUCAUUUGUAAUUAUAUACGAGUAUGUUUGGUUACGAUGUGGUAUUUAGAAAGAUCUCUUCCCUUUUUGGCACGGUUUUCAUAAUCAGAUAUAAGCUUUUAAGUAAUU
Molecule: messenger RNA, 1611 nt
Organism: Arabidopsis thaliana (thale cress)
Lineage: Eukaryota; Viridiplantae; Streptophyta; Magnoliopsida; Brassicales; Brassicaceae
Gene: TBL20
Product: TRICHOME BIREFRINGENCE-LIKE 20
Exons: 3
Coding region: 5-1465 (486 amino acids)
Cellular component (GO): membrane
Molecular function (GO): transferase activity; O-acetyltransferase activity
Source: RefSeq, marked reviewed